AUGGCCUACAUCAAUGCUACUACGGCUCUAUUGGGAGCUGUGGCAGCCAGUACCACAUAUAUCAUUGGCCUUGUGAUAUACCGUUUAUACUUCCACCCGCUAUCCAAGUACCCGGGACCUUUCCUCGCGAAGGUCACAGACGCCUAUCAACUCUACCACGCGUGGAAGGGCGACCGGCACCUGGAGUUCUGGCGGCAGCACGAGAUCUAUGGGCGGGUCGUCCGGUUCGGACCCAAUAGCGUCUCGUUCAACUCCAACACUGCCCUGAAGGAUGUCUACGGAUUCAAGUCGAACGUGCGCAAGGCCGAGUUCUACGACGCCUUUGUCCACCCAGCGCCGAACACGCACAACAGCCGGGACAAGGCGCUCCAUGCGCGCAAGAGGCGUGUGCUGAGCCAUGGAUUCAGUGAUGGUGCCAUGAAGGAGAUGGAACGCUACAUCCUUGCCAACGUCAGGACGUUCUGCGAGCAGGUUGGCGCCGGCGCGAGUGACGCACGCAAAGGCUGGACCGCCGCGAAGAACAUGGCGGAUUGGUGUAAUUACCUUGCCAUGGACAUCCUCGGUGAUCUCUGCUUUGGUAAGGCAUUCCAUAUGCUGGAGAAACCCGACAACCGAUAUGCGCUUGAACUGGUGUCGUUAGCUACUACUCGACACUCGAUUUGUGGAACUAUGCCCUUGGUUGGCAAGCUCGGUUUGGACAAGGUCCUCUUUCAUAAAAUCGCGGCUGGUCGAGCCAAGUAUAUGGCGUACAGCAAGUCGCAGCUCACGGAGCGUACCAAGCUGGGCGACGAGACGGAUCGCCGAGACUUCUUCUACUACCUGCUGAAGGCGAAAGAUCCUGAAACCGGCCUUGGAUUCACCACGCCUGAGUUGUGGGGAGAAUCGAACCUUCUCAUCAUUGCUGGAUCAGACACCACGUCAACAGCCAUGGCUGCAACCCUCUUUUAUCUGGUCCGAAGUCCGGCAUCUCUCCAAAAAGUCACAGAGGAGAUUCGCAGCAAGUUCAGCGACGUCGAAGAGAUUCACCAGGGCCCCGUCCUGGCAUCCUGCACAUACCUGCGCGCUUGUAUAGACGAGGCGAUGCGGAUGUCCCCAUCUGUAGGCGGGAUCGUGCCUCGUGAAGUGUUGCCCGGUGGCAUAGAAAUCGACGGUGAAUUCAUUCCUGAGGGAACCGUCGUCGGCGUGCCACAUUACACCAUCCACCACAACGCCGCGUACUACCCGGAGCCGUUCACGUACAACCCUGAGCGCUGGGUUGCCGGAUCGCACAAGGGUGCCGGGUCCGUGAGCACCUCGGAGGUUGAGGUCGCGCACAGCGCAUUCUGCGCAUUCUCCGUCGGCCCUCGGGGCUGCAUUGGAAAGGGCCUGGCCUACAUAGAAAUGUCGACCACUCUGGCGAGGCUGUUCUACUUGUACGAUCUUCGCAAGUCAUCCGGCCCCGACCCGGGCGAGGGUAACCCGAAUCUGGAGUGGGGAAGGCAGCGCGUGGGGGAAUUUCAGCUGAUCGACCAGUUCACCAGCUUGAAAGAUGGCCCCAUGGUGGAGUUUCGAAAGCGACAGUAA
Messenger RNA from Neoarthrinium moseri, 1563 nucleotides. RefSeq lists its product as uncharacterized. NCBI's taxonomy places the organism in Eukaryota, Fungi, Ascomycota, Sordariomycetes, Amphisphaeriales, Apiosporaceae. Gene Ontology annotation, molecular function: iron ion binding; heme binding; oxidoreductase activity, acting on paired donors, with incorporation or reduction of molecular oxygen. The transcript has 4 exons. Bases 1 to 1563 code for a protein of 520 amino acids. The record is from RefSeq and is a predicted model, not a curated record.